AUGAUCGCGCUGCUUUGCACGUGCCUUGCUGUCUCGCUCUUCCGUUACCUCAUGCACUGCCAUGCGUGCUGCCCCGAGCUCCCCUGCUGCCUCGCACGUUGCGUGCGCUUAUGCCCAGUGCGUCGCGCCCGCCUCUUCCCCGCGCGCUGCGCGAUCCCCCUGCCUAGUACGACGCGCACUGCGUCGUUUGCAGCUCGCAGUGCUGCACCUGCAUGCUGCCCUGACGCGCUGCUCGCGCGCUGCGCUCCUACGCUCCUGAUCUGCUUCGCAACGCGCCUGCGCACUGCCCUGCCCUGGUUGCUGAUCUUGCCCCGUAGUCGUGCUCAUUCUCCCACUUUCCCUCCGCCUCUUAUUUCUCCUCUCAUCAGCGCAGCAGCAGACUACUCUGCCAUUAUUCCUCCACCUCUUAUUUCUCCCCCCAGCGGCGCAGCAGCGGACUACUCUGCCAUUAUUCCUCCUCUUAUUUCUCCCCUCAGCGGCGCAGCAGCAGACUACUCCGCCAUUAUUCCUCCGCCUCUUAUUUCGCCCCUCAGCGGCGCAGCAGCGGACUACUUCGCCAUUAUCCCUCCGCCUCUUAGUUCUCCCCCCAGCGGCGCAGCAGCAGACUACUCCGCCAUGAUUCCUCCGCCUCUUAUUUCUCCCCCCAGCGGCGCAGCAGCGGACUACUCCACCAUUAUUCCUCCGCCUCUUAUUUCUCCCCCCAGCAGCUCAGCAGCAGACUACUUCGCCAUUAUUCCUCCGCCUCUUAUUUCUCCCCUCAUCUGCUCUGCAGCAGACUACUCCGCCACUAUUCCUCCUCCUCUUUCGUCUCCCCACAUGUGCUGUACUGCUAUCUCCUCACCCCCCCCCCCCCCCCCCCGCCUCCUAUGGCGCCCAUUCUCGCCGUUUCCUCUCUUCCUCUACACGGCUGCCUUCCUACCCCUGCUGCAGUACCUCUUCGCUUACCCCUCCUCUCCCUACCUCUCGCGCAAGCUGCCCUUUCUCCCCCCAGCAGCUCAGCAGCAGACCACUUCGCCAUUAUUCCUCCGCCUCUUAUUUCUCCCCUCAUCUGCUCUGCAGCAGACUACUCCGCCACUAUUCCUCCUCCUCUUUCGUCUCCCCACAUGUGCUGUACUGCUAUCUCCUCACCCCCCCCCCCCCCCCCCCCCCGCCUCCUAUGGCGCCCAUUCUCGCCGUUUCCUCUCUUCCUCUACGCGGCUGCCUUCCUACCCCUGCUGCAGUACCUCUUCGCUUAGCCCUCCUCUCCCUACCUCUCGCACAAGCUGCCCUUUCUCCCCCUUGCAUCGCCUCUCCUGUUUGCUGCUGGACACCCUCUCCUGUCUCAUUUCAACAGUCUCACCACCGUCGACAGCCCUCUGCCCCGGCACUGCUUACCGCCGCGACUCCUGGUGCUGA
This is a messenger RNA of Closterium sp. NIES-65, 1395 nucleotides long. Lineage: Eukaryota; Viridiplantae; Streptophyta; Zygnematophyceae; Desmidiales; Closteriaceae. The record is from the annotation of a GenBank genome assembly.